AUGAGCGACCAAGCCAAUCACGUAUCCAGUUACUGGAUGAACAAAUUGCACGCACAUGUCGCUCGUGUGGACACGAAUCACAACGAGGGCCGUUCAGAGAAGGGAAGAAAUGGAGAGAUACUUUCUGGACAAAAGCCACAAGGCACCUUUCGCGUUCGAGACAACGACAUGGAGAGAAUAAAGAAGCGUCGUCAUGACGCAAAGCGCGACCGCAAUGUCCGAUUCGAAGGGGUUCCGGAAAAUGGAUCUGUCGACGGCUCUUUACCCUGUCAGUCUGAUGAUUUUCAAUCUUCGGCUAAUCGCAAAUCCAACAUGGGUUGUCCGGAAACCCUUGCUGGUGAUGUGAGAAUUCUAGCUCGACAGAUUGGAACCCUAAAAAGGGAGAUGGAGAAGAUCAAGCAAAUGCUGGAGAAUAUACAGUGA
This is a messenger RNA of Penicillium waksmanii, 423 nucleotides long. RefSeq lists its product as uncharacterized. The record is from RefSeq and is a predicted model, not a curated record. NCBI's taxonomy places the organism in Eukaryota, Fungi, Ascomycota, Eurotiomycetes, Eurotiales, Aspergillaceae. The transcript is spliced from 2 exons. The coding region runs from base 1 to 423 and encodes 140 amino acids.